This is a messenger RNA of [Candida] anglica, 3326 nucleotides long. Lineage: Eukaryota; Fungi; Ascomycota; Pichiomycetes; Serinales; Debaryomycetaceae. The record is from the annotation of a GenBank genome assembly.
CGCAUUACCAAUUGAUGAAGGACGACAUUUCCAUGAGUGUAGUACCGAAGAAGAGGUACUUUAAGCUGGAGUCAGACCAGGAUGAAACCUCACCGGGAUUUUUUGUACGGGAAGAUAGCGACAACAGUGAUGACGAUGGAGCAUUGAGUAAAAGUGAAUCAAACAAUCAAGAUCAUAUGCUGGACAAUAAGACCAGUGCACAAUCUACCACAUAUAACAUCCCGAUAGAUAUAGAGCCAAUUGUGGUGGAUUCUGAAGGAAGUGAUGAUGAAAUUGAAAAUGGAAGAGAAGAAGGAUUCGUUUUCAAGUCAUCACAACCCAAAGUUCAAGAGAAACUACAAAGUUGCAUCCUUUCAGAUCAUUUGUUUGGGCCCGGAAAUCCUCAACCUAAACCUGAACCUGAACCUGAACGAUGGACCAGGUAUAUAGGAUCUCUCACAUUACAAGCAUGGGCAACUAGGCCUACUAUGAGACCUCUUCCAUACAAGCGAUGUUUGAUCGUCAAGAGGCUUACGCCCAAGAAAAUCACAUUUGGUAAACUGAAUGAGAGAUCAACUGCUAAAUUUGGAGAUUCUUCAGUUGUUCGAUUGUUUUCCGAACCAGAAGCUGGAAAUAGAGAGAUAGGUAGAUUACCAGCUGAUAUAACUGAUAUAAUAUCACCGUUGAUGGACUUGAAUAUUAUUGAGGUUAGUUCGCAUGUAAUUAUGGAUACGGAAAGUAGACUUUCCAUUGGAGACUCAUUUUAUGUACAACUCGAAUUUCGUUUAAAACAAGAAGCAUUCACAGAUGAUUCGAAUGACUUUGCUGAUCCUGGCCAUAUAUCCAAAAAGGCGAAAAAAAGCGGAUGGAAUGGCACUUCUGAAUCAAAUGAAGAAGCAAUAUUAAGAUUAAGGCAAGCAUCACUUGUUCGACUUUUCGAAAAAGUAUCUUUGACAGAAUCCACUACAAAUGAGAAUGGUGGUGACCCAGCCAUAGUUAUUCCGGAUGGUAAUGGAGAAACACCCAUUGAUCAAUUGGAUUUGGAUCAACUUAAACAAUUCUAUCAAGCAAAUCAACAAACUGAACUCUUGCAGGGUUUACCAGAGACUACAACUCCUCCAAUUGAAAACUUUAAAUUGGAUUUGAGACCUUAUCAAAGACAUGGACUUUCAUGGAUGCUCUCAAGAGAAAAGGAAUUAGAUGUCCUUGACAAAUUAUCACGAAAAUCUGAUUCUGAAGAAUCCGAGAUUUCCACACAAACUAGAGCAAAUAUUAAUGAAGAAGGUAUGAUGAAUCCUUUAUGGAAAUCUUUCAGAUGGCCAUCAAAACAUCAAUCACGUAAUUCCCAAGAAGAAGCAGAAUAUUUCUAUGCUAACUUGUACAGUGGAGAGUUAUCCAUUGUAAAGCCUAUAAUUAAAACAAUGAUGAGAGGAGGUAUACUCGCGGAUGAAAUGGGUCUUGGUAAAACAAUAUCUACACUUUCCUUAAUCAAUUCAGUACCAAGUGAUACAGAUAUACCUUCUGAAGGGUUUAAAAAAAAUUAUGCAUCCAAUACAACCUUAAUUGUAGUUCCAAUGUCUUUAUUAUCACAAUGGCAAAGUGAAUUCGAAAAGGCCAAUAACAAUUCUAAUCAUAAAUGUAUUGUUUAUUAUGGUGAUCAAACAUAUUCAGAUCUUCAACAAGUACUUUGUGGCAAGGAAAGGAAUAUCCCCAUCGUAAUGUUAACUACAUAUGGAACUAUCUUGAAUGAAUACACCCGUACAUUGCGGGUAGCAGAUGGAAAACCAUCGGGCAUAAAUUCUGGUUUAUACUCCGUGAAAUUUUUCAGAAUAGUUUUAGAUGAAGGGCACAAUAUAAGAAAUAAAGCUGCGAAAACUACUAAAGCCAUAUAUGAUCUUUCCCUGAGUCGUAAGUGGGUUCUUACAGGUACUCCAGUUAUAAACAGAUUAGAUGAUUUAUAUUCCUUAGUGAAGUUUUUGGAAGUGGAACCUUGGAAUAAAUUCACUUACUGGAAAACAUUUGUCACGCUACCAUUUGAGCAGAAAAAAAUUGGUCAAACCUUGGAUGUAGUAAAAUCGAUAUUGGAACCAAUAUUCUUAAGAAGAACUAAAAAUAUGAAACAAAAAGAUGGUCAACCAUUAGUGGUAUUACCUCCUAAAGAAAUCACUAUUGAAGAAAUCAAGUUCAGUGUCAAGGAGCAGCACAUGUAUGAUUGGUUCAAAGCAUUGGCAGCAAGAAGUUUCAAUGAAGGUAUGGAAACAGGACAAUUAAUGAAAAGAUACACUCAAAUUUUCACACACAUCUUAAGACUCAGACAAGUAUGUUGUCACAUGGACCUUGUUGGCUCUGCAAGUAGUGACAUGCCCGAAGAUACAGAAAAUACAGUUGACACUGAUAUAAGUAAAGAAACCCAAGGACUUAUUAGUAAAAUGAAACAAUAUAAUCAAGGUGAAGGAUUUGAAAAUGAUGAAGAGAUUCGAUUGAUUUCUACGUCGUUAUAUGAAAAGGUUAAUUUUGUUGACACUGAAUGUCCAAUUUGUACUCUGUCGCCGAUAAAUAUCUCUGAGCUAACAAUCACUACAUGUGGUCAUACUUUCUGUAUGUCGUGCAUACUUGAUCAUUUCAACUUCCAGAGGUUGAAUUGGUUCCAUCCAUCUUGUCCGAUAUGUCGAGAACUGAUUUCCAUGUAUAAAUUAUUCAAAGUCAGAAAGUCACGUAAAGUGACACGUAUAGAGCCGCUUUCACAGCCACAGGAUGAUCGUGAAUAUGUUCUUUAUGUAUACGAUCCAGAUAGAACGUCAUCCAAAAUCCAAGCACUUAUUCGUCAUUUACGAACUUUAAACACUCAAUGUCCUGGUGAACAAGUUGUUGUUUUUUCCCAAUUUUCAACAUACUUAGACAUUAUUGAGGAUGAAUUGAAUGUACAGGGAAGUUCAGAUUUUUGCGUAUUUAAAUUUGAUGGGAGAUUAAGUAUGAAGAAUAGGAAAAAAGUAUUGGAUUCAUUUGCAACUAUGAAAGAAUCAAUUGAAUCGAAGAAUAAAACAAUCAUCCUUCUUCUUUCGUUAAAAGCUGGCGGUGUUGGGUUGAACUUGACAAGUGCGUCUAGAGCCUUUAUGAUGGAUCCAUGGUGGUCUCCAAGUGUAGAGGAUCAAGCCAUUGAUCGUAUCCAUAGAAUAGGACAAGUGGAAAACGUGAAAGUUGUGAGAUUUAUCAUGAAGGACAGUAUUGAACAAAAAAUGUUGAAAAUUCAACAACGUAAAAAGCAAAUUGGAGAAGCCGUUGGAGAUGAUGUUGAAGAGCGGUCCAAGAGAAGAAUAGAAGAAUUACAAAUGUUAUUUGAAGAAUAA